Bombyx mori (domestic silkworm) is the source of this 1117-nucleotide messenger RNA. RefSeq lists its product as uncharacterized. The record is from RefSeq and is a predicted model, not a curated record. Bases 381 to 1043 code for a protein of 220 amino acids. Lineage: Eukaryota; Metazoa; Arthropoda; Insecta; Lepidoptera; Bombycidae. The transcript is spliced from 3 exons. Gene Ontology annotation, biological process: NADH dehydrogenase complex assembly.
GUACGUUUUAUGAAUAUGCAAUACAAAUACUUACUCUUUGUUUAGAAAAAUCUUUUGUUUACUUAAUCAGUUAGUUUCAUAUCGCAUUUGUAAGGUUAAUGUAUCUCUGAAAAGUUAUCUUGCUUGUUAAAGUGGUAGAGGUUAUAGGCUAAUUUAGUGUGUAUACAUACUGGAGUGUGCGCGCUAUAAGUCUCAUUGAUUUUACGAGCAUAAAAUGGCGUCGACAUCCGGCACAAAGUGUGAAGACAAAAUUAAUAAAGAUGAAAUUGGAGUUAAGGAGAAAAUAGUGAGCGAAUGUGGAAUAAUGUAAGACUAUUCAUUUUCGAUUCGUAACCAAGCUCACAAACGAUGAUAAGCUAAUCGGUAUUUUAAUGUGAAUUAUGUUGUUUGAGGUUAAAAUUAAAUACCUAAAUUACUACCUACAGCUCGACCAAGCUAAGUUUGCACCUCGCAUCGAUUACGUCACACUGCCGCUUAGUGCCAGCGCAUCCGUUGCAGAAACGCGUUACCUAUUUGAUUUUACGAAAAAUGAUAGCGUUGAAACCUGGGAAGAGAUUUCCGAUACAGUACGUGACGUUGGAAUGUCUAAGGCUUUGAUUACCAUACAUAAAAAUAUUGGGUUUAGAAGAGCCAUAUUUUUUGUAUUACUAAAUCCUCAACUAAACGGUGCAGGUUUCGCAGGCAUGAGAGUUUUAAGUAAUUAUGACCUUAGUGGAUAUACAGCGCUCCAAAUUUACUGUAGAGGUCAAGGACAAUUUAAUCGUUUCAAAGUAACUUUACGGCACAAAGGUUUUAAUGAUGAAACGAAUUAUUCUUUCGAACAAUAUUUUCAGGCUCCCAAAGAUGAAUUCGCUGUACGUGAUUUAAGAUUAUCAGAAUUCAAGGCCUACUACCGAGGGAAAAAAGUAGUUAAUAACGAGACUUUGAAUUUAUCGCAAAUUACCAGCAUUGGAUUGCAAAUGUACGGCGGAGUGUAUCAAACAGUGAAACAAAAAGGACCUGCAACUUUAGAAAUUGAUUGGAUUAGAGCGGUUGUACUUUAGUUCUAAUUUUCAAAUCUGCUGGACAUUAAUAAUUGUAAGUUUUUAUAAUUUCAAAAUUAAAAUAUUAUACCAUG